Xyrauchen texanus (razorback sucker) is the source of this 1789-nucleotide messenger RNA. RefSeq lists its product as uncharacterized. The transcript has 7 exons. NCBI's taxonomy places the organism in Eukaryota, Metazoa, Chordata, Actinopteri, Cypriniformes, Catostomidae. Gene Ontology annotation, cellular component: nucleus. Gene Ontology annotation, biological process: negative regulation of Notch signaling pathway; positive regulation of neuron differentiation. Gene Ontology annotation, molecular function: DNA binding; transcription corepressor activity. The record is from RefSeq and is a predicted model, not a curated record. Bases 620 to 1705 code for a protein of 361 amino acids.
AUUUACAGAAAACAUACUUGUGUUACUAAAUUAAAGUAUUUUUUUAUGUUUUUUAUGUACUUUGUGUGUACAGUAAAACGAUUAAUAUUUUUGUUUGUUACACAUAACUUAUUUAUAACCUUAGUUACUACUGCAGUAUAUGCACUGCAUAAAUAGAAUUUGACUCUUUUACCUCAUGAAUAAACUUGGAAGAAAUUUUAAGGUCAGAAUCCCUACAAAGGUGUUUUGCAGUCCUGCAAAGCUCCUUAACCAAAACACAACUCAUUUGUGCAUUACAACCUUCAGAGUAAAAUGCCACAAUGCUCAGAAUCUUGCAUAAUGUGCCAUCAGCUAACUCGACAACAGAGUUGUUUCUUUUUUGUAGCCGUUUGUUAGUUUCUGUGUGAUAAAGUACACCGUCGAUAAGAAAACGAUCAUAAUACAAGCAUUGCUGUACCCUGACAUCAAAUAUCAUAUAUCUUUCCAGUUGCAUUCAUUUAGGCCAAUCAGAGCCAAGUUUUUCAAAACAAGCUUGCAGGUAAGUCUCCAAUCACACACUGCAAUUUGAAUAUGCAAUUUGAGCGGGAAACGGAUACUGUGGUAUUCCAACUAUAGCCUACGGAUAUUUUCAACAGAAAUCAUGUCUUUUCCAAAUUUCGCUUUGUACUAUUUCCCUGACUCUGACCUAGUGAAGGUGGACAGCACAGAUAUAAUAUUAAGAGAACACAGACGAGCAGAUUACCAGGUCAGCUCCCGCGAACAAAUUAGCAGUGAAGAGGGCUAUGUAGAGGUGCGCCUGCCAAGUCGCAGCCGACAUGGAAAGAGCAAGAUACUGCCAGCAAAGAUCUUACUUCUUGGUGAUGUUUACAAGGACUUAAUUGUAAAGAGAGAUGCUUUUAAGAGAGGUGAAGACAUCUGGAAGACCAACAUUCUUCAAGGGAAAAAAACAUCCGAGGUCGUAAAGAGUGCAAGUACAUCUCAAAGUGCAGCUGCUGUUGCAAUGGGAGACCAGCUGAAAAGAGACCUUCUGGAGUUGAGGAAAAAAAAAGCAGCUCCUGUAACCUCCACUCCAAUGUCAGAUGACUCAGAUAACACUGAAAUUGACAUGUUUGAAAACAUACCUAGACAAUCAAGGAAGAGAGCUGCACUGGAGAGUGACAACGAACAAGGAGAUAUAAGUAAGGAUUUUGACAACAGUCUUUUGCAGAGUACAUCGCCCCAGAACACUCAUGUUGAGCUUGAUGAUGAUGUUGUCAAAGCUUUGAAAGAGCUUCCAGGGAUAGUAGCAUCUCUCAAAGAGGUCCUAGAGUCCAUGAAACGAGGCUCAUGCAGCUCAAGCCCAAGUUCAUCUGAGCUGUGUCUUUCAGAAACCUCAGAAAUGAUUUCCCUUGGUGGUUCUGAUGUAAAAGUCCCCAAAAGAGUCUAUGACAGGCUGAACAAAUCACGAGCUUCUCUUUUUACUCAAGAUUUGGCCACUUUACUUUUUGGAAGAGAAACUUUAUCCAGAUGUACGCUUACUGGUAAAUCCGGGAUUCAAUCAAAAGACCAGUUGGACCCUCUCAAGGUGCAAGCCCUCAUAGAUACUGUGAUCAAACAGUUUCCGACCACGACAGUGUCUGAGGUGCGAGCACUCAUUAGAAGAAAAUGUAACAAUGAGGCAAACUCCAAGACCAGUUUUUUUUUUUUAAUUUUUUUUUUACAGCUAUUGUAUUUCACUUUGACUUAAGUUAGUUUAUUUAUUUAUUUUUUCUGUUUAAUAUCUCUGCAAAUCAAUGCAUUUUAUGUUAAUGUAUUUUGUUUAGUUUUCAUA